AUGUCUUCAACAAUGGGGAAUGAAAUGAAGCGUUACAUUCUAUGGACAGUUAUCUUCCUGAGUAGUCCCCUGUGUCAGGCAAAGGAAGUUAGUGCAAAGAAAUCACUUGUAUGGGGCCCGGGACUCGAUGCAACAAAAACUCUACCCGCAAGAUAUUUCUUCGUGCAAGCUGUCGAUAAAAGCAAGAACAAUUUCACCGAGUCCCCGGGUCAAGAUACUUUUCAAAUAAGAAUUACAUCUUCAAGUGACAGUCGAGUAAGAGCAUGGGUGCAAACUCUGGACCGAAACGAUGGUUCAUUCAUCAUCCGCUACCGUCUCUUCGCGUCAUAUCCAGACCUUGUUAUAGAGAUCACCCACAAGGGAAAAAGCGUUGCCAAGUCGCCAUACAAAUUACAAGGAGGAGUGUAUCACGAGACUUGUUUUUGCCCCGAAACUAACGAGGAAGUUUGGGAGAAAACCAUGAAUUGUUCAGUGGAAUACUCACAAAUACGAAAGGAUCUUUCUCCUUUUCCUAAAAUAAAUCUAAAGGAGUUAGCUAAGGACGCUGUGAAACGCUUUGGAACCCACCAUGCGCUUUGUCAUUAUUCAAUUAUUAAUAACCAGGUGUAUAGAAAGACAUAUGGCCAGCAUGUGGGAUUUUCAAUGUUCAUGGAUAAUAUUCUUUUGUCUCUUGCAAGAAAAGUUGUGCUCCCCGACAUGGAGUUUUUUGUGAAUCUUGGUGACUGGCCCCUUGUUAAACAGAAGUCCAAUCCUAUUCCUAUACUUUCAUGGUGUGGCUCAGAUGACACUUCAGACAUUGUCAUGCCAACGUAUGACCUCACAGAGUCCACACUGGAGACUAUGGGAAGGGUUUCUUUGGACAUGCUGUCUGUUCAGUCAAAUACAGGACCAAAGUGGGCUGACAAGAUAAACAAAGCCUUUUGGCGUGGACGUGAUAGCAGAGAAGAGAGACUUCAGCUGGUCGUAAUGGCACGGAAAAAGCCAGAGCUCUAUGAUGCAGCACUCACAAACUUCUUUUUCUUCAAAUAUGACGAGAGCAAGUAUGGUCCCAAAGUAAAGCAUAUAUCAUUCUUUGAGUUCUUCAAAUGGAAAUUCCAGAUUAAUAUUGAUGGGACAGUAGCUGCUUACAGACUACCAUACUUACUAGCAGGUGAUGCACUGGUGUUAAAACAACAGUCACCAUAUUAUGAACAUUUCUACAAAGACCUUCAGCCUUGGGUACAUUACGUGCCUUUCAAGAGGGAUCUAAGCGAUUUAGAAGAAAAGUUAAAAUGGGCCAUGGACAAUGAUGAAAAAGCACAGAAAAUAGCACAAGCAGGGAAAGAGUUUGCAAGAAGCAAUCUGCUUGCAGAUCAAAUAUACUGUUAUCACUGGUCACUUUUUAAGGAGUAUGCUAAGCGGCAGGUAACCACACCCAAGAGGCACCCAGACAUGGAACAUAUAAAACAACCCAGUGAUAGAGAGGCCAAAUGCAACUGUAAGAAAAAUGUCCAUGAUGAGCUUUGA
Messenger RNA from Porites evermanni, 1506 nucleotides. Lineage: Eukaryota; Metazoa; Cnidaria; Anthozoa; Scleractinia; Poritidae. The record is from the annotation of a GenBank genome assembly.